Erigeron canadensis is the source of this 1587-nucleotide messenger RNA. Its product is annotated as putative disease resistance RPP13-like protein 1. The coding region runs from base 1 to 1587 and encodes 528 amino acids. Gene Ontology annotation, biological process: defense response to other organism. Lineage: Eukaryota; Viridiplantae; Streptophyta; Magnoliopsida; Asterales; Asteraceae. The transcript has a single exon. Gene Ontology annotation, molecular function: ADP binding. The record is from RefSeq and is a predicted model, not a curated record.
AUGGCUGAAAUCAUUAUUUCUGCCUUGCUCCGAGUUGUUUUUGAGAGGCUAGCUUCUGCAGUCUCGAAAAAGGUUGCUCCUCGCUCCAAGGAAAUUCAGUCCCAGCUCAAGAAAUUGGAGACCUCGUUACCUAAGAUCCAAGCUCUGCUCAACGAUGCUGCUGAAAAGGAAACACAAGAUCAAAGAGUUAAAGGUUGGCUUAAUCGUCUCCAACAUUUAGCUUAUGAUAUCGACGACGUACUAGAUGCUUUAGCAACUGAUCAUGAGCUCACUGAUCAGGAACCAGCAAGACACAAAACCAGCAAGGUAAAAAAGCUCAUCCCAACUUGUUGCAGUACCAGUGCUUUCUCAUCACCAUCAGAUACUGAGAUGCACCAGAAGCUAAUUGAUAUCACCACCAACUUACAACAACUCUAUGAUGAAAGAAAUGAUCUUGGUUUGAUUGUCAAAGAUAAAAGGUCAAAAAGUAUAAACAGAAUUUACCAGACCUCUUUAUUACCACCUGGUAUAAUCGGACGUCAAGGUGAAAAAGAUAUUCUGCUGGAGAAAUUGUUAGCAGAUCAUGAACCAGGUGAUCAGAACAACUUUAGCAUCGUGCCCAUCGUUGGUAUGGGUGGGAACGGCAAAACCACUCUUGCUAAACUUUUGUACAACGAACCGAAAGUCAAGCACCACUUUGAACUCAAGGCCUGGAUUUGUGUCUCAGAUGAGUUUGAUAGCUUCAAUAUCGGCAACCUUAUCUUUGAAUCUGUAGCCGAUGAAGAGAAGAAAGAGAAGGAAUUUAAAAAUCCAAACCUGCUUCAAGAAGCUCUUAGAAAUAAACUUGCAGGAAAACGGUUUCUGCUAGUUUUGGAUGAUGUCUGGAGCGAAAAGAUUGAAGAUUGGGAUACCUUAGUGCCUCCAUUUCAUUCAGUCGCCCCUGGAAGUAAGAUUAUCAUCACAACUCGAAAGAAACAGUUGGUUCAACAGUUAGGAAACGAUGAUCCAUACCAUCUGAAAAAGCUAUCACACGAAGAUGCACUGACUUUGUUUGCUCAGCAUUCACUGGGUUCAACUAAUUUUGAUUCAUAUCCAACACUUAGAUCAUAUGCUGAGGGCAUCGAGAAAAAAUGUGAUGGUUUGCCUUUGGCUCUAAAGUUACUUGGAACUUCAUUGAAGACAAGAAGAAAUGAAGAAGAUUGGAAGGAGUUGUUGAAUAGUAAGAUAUGGAGUUUAAAAGAUGAAGGCGGUAUUCUUCCUGCUCUUCGACUAAGCUACCAUGAGCUUUCCGCAUGUUUGAAGCAAAUGUUUGCAUACAGUUCCUUGUUCCCCAAAGAUUACGUUUUUGAGAAGGAUGACUUGAUUUUGUUGUGGAUGGCGGAGGGGUUUUUGCACAAAUCAACUCCCGGCGAGCCAAUGGAAAUGGAACGCUUAGGUGAGAAAUAUUUCGAUGAGUUGUUGUCAAAGUCAUUUUUUGAACAUGUAAAUGGUGAUAAAUCCUUGUUUGUGAUGCAUGACCUCAUGAAUGAUUUGGCAAAAUCUGUUGUUGCUGGAGAAUUUUUUCUUAGGUUAGACAUUGAAAUGAAGUAUAAAAUUGAAGAAGUUUGA